Bombyx mandarina (wild silkworm) is the source of this 2528-nucleotide messenger RNA. RefSeq lists its product as uncharacterized. NCBI's taxonomy places the organism in Eukaryota, Metazoa, Arthropoda, Insecta, Lepidoptera, Bombycidae. The record is from RefSeq and is a predicted model, not a curated record.
UCAGAUUGUAACUGAAAUGUAAAAAUGGCAGAAAAUCCAAAAACUUCAACAUUUGAAGAGGAGGCAGACAAUGAUGACAGCAGCCUCUCAUCAUCAGAUGAUUUGAAAUGUGUAAAGUUAUCUUUACCUAAAAAUAUAGCUGCAUAUGUCGAUAAAAGAGAGUUGCAAAGAGAUGUUAAUCUUAUAACAUGCGACAACGACUUGGUAGAGAAAGUUAUGAACAAUUAUGUUAUAGUUAAACGAAUAUUAAGAGUUUUGUCGUGGCAGGAAAAAAUGAUAUGCAAGCAUGUAUGUUCGUUGUGGCAUUCUGCUGUAUUAGCACUACUGAAAGAGCAACAGGGGCCUGCUGAUUGCGUCAUAGCACUACAACAUGCCUCAUCAAAAAGUAUCAUGAAGUUCAAGCAAUCUGGAAUUUUAUACAAUGAGCCGUUAGCAGUUUUAACCUUUGCAAAUGAAAUGGGCUUUAAUAUGUCACACAAAUGUAGGUCAAUUUCACCAUAUCCAUGCAGCCCACCAUGCUCUUAUGAACACACUAUGGUGGAUGUAUUGCAAAACAAUGUGAGUGCACCCAAAAACUGUAUGUUGGCUGUGAGAAGUAACUGUAUCUCAUUCAUGUCACUUCCGUCAUCACCAACGUAUGAGUUUAAGAUUACACAGAAAAUGUUCUUGCGUCCAAAUCCAUUCAUUAGUUGUCUUUAUAUACCUAUGAUGCCAGAUGUUGAAUUUAAAGUCAUUAGUAUCAGAAAUGUGGAAGAAAUGCAAAAGAAAUUCUAUGAUGUUAUUGAUGAACUGGAAAAAAAAUACAUAUUUAAAACUGUUUUGGCUUACGUCACUGAGGCUUUCCUGUUCCAUUCAGUGGAAGAAGUUGUCUUCUUGAAUUAUUUGAAAAAAGUACAACCUGAUAUCCCGUAUGCACUUGGUGGUUGUAUUGUCGAAGAUGUAAUAUAUGAUACAAAAAGCAUAGCUGACAUUGUGAAGAGUAAUAAUGAGAAUGUUGAAUUUGUAAGUGGAAGCUUAGUAAAUGUUGGAUUAUUCCUUGUUCCCAAAGAUUCGAACAGAAGUAAUUUUGAUUCAUUUUCACUUAUUUUGAACUCCUCUGAAUGGGCUAAAGCAAGGAUACAAAAAUCUAUAAAUGAGUUUGCAAAUAUGGUACCACAAUUUGAGCAUAGCAUUGCACUAAAAUUGUCCUGUGUUGGUCGUGAUCAAAAGCAUGAAAUUGAACUCAAAUAUUUCCGAGCCGCAUUUCCUCAUACACGGAUAAUUGGUUGUUAUGGCAAUGGAGAAUUGGGCCUAAAUCAUCCUGAGAGAUCAAAUACUGAUACUGGUGCCAAGCGAUACCGAUAUGAUCCAGGAGAACAAUUUGGAAUCAUGUACUCUUACUCUACAGUUUUUGUGUACAUUGGAUGGGGAAAACUAUUAUCAACAUCUGACACUUAAAAGAAAAAUUUGAAAACACAUAAUAUUCACAUAUUUUGCUUAAUUUUCAGGAUACAGAUUAAAUUUUUGUGGCAUAGAUAAUAAAAACCAUGCCUAAAUAAAAUCAUUUAAAUUAGUCUGUAUACUAAGGGCUACUUCUGAUUGUGUUUUGCAUAGUGUUUAAAAUUUAGCAUUUAAAAAUGUUUAAGUGUUGAAAACAAUAAGAAUAAUCAGGAAUUUAAAAAAAUGUUUCUGUUUUUGCUUCCAAAUAAUGAUGGAUUCAAUUAGUGGUAAUAUUCUAUCAAUGGAAAAUUAUGGCUGAACAAAUUAACAGACAAAAAAAUAAUUAUGAAAUACAUACUUACGUCGCUUAGUUUAUGGGUAUACCCACAAAUGAUAAUAAUUAUGAUGUUAUGACUAUGUCAGAACCGUAAAAUUUCAAUAAUUUGUUGAAAGAAAAUUCAAUAUUAGUUGGUUCUGUCAUAAUUUUUAAUAAUAGGUAAUUUGGUGACUAUACAUAUUAUAUUUUAUCAGUGUUUAAGUGGAAUUACACACAUACAUGUUAUACUAUUUUAUAUAAUAGUAAGUUUAUAAGAAAUCUCAAUUUGAUUAAAUGAAUAAUAAUAUUAUUAUAGGAUAAUUUUAAGAUUUAUUGGAAACGAAAAUGUUUUACCAUAAUUUAAUAAACAUCUAAGUGUAGAAUGAAUUAUUUUAAAUAACUGUAAAAACAUAUAUGUACAUGUGUAAAUGCCACCAAUCUCCCUAUUUUUGUCUUGAAGCAGUAAUGCGUUUUGUUUUAUAAGCUAAGACAGCCAUUGUACUCUGUGACAGCUUAACACCAGAAGGGCUGUGAGUUCGUCCACCCAGCUAAUAGGUUAUCCAGAUAACGUGGCCCACGUGGUCUCAUUAUAUUACUACAUGUAUGUAAAAACGUACUUGUAGUUCACUUUUUAAGUGGAGUUACCGCGUACAUCACAUCACAACGUGGAUACAAUCACUCUCCUUGAGACCAUAAAUCGAUUUCUCAAUUGAAUUUUAGAAUCGCUACCCACAGCCCCAUCCUUAAAACUGAACGCUUUUUUUUAUUGCCCUUUUAGGCAGACGAGCAUACG